GUUGAUUUGUAUCCGUUUAGUCUACUUUUAAAAGAAGCCCAAAGCCCUGGAAGACGAAGUGGUUGAAGAGAUUACAACUUCCCUCCCACGGUCAUCAAUGCCCAACACCAUCGACUGAUCAACAUGUCCUUCUUCCCUACCCCAACAUCAGAGCAGAGCAUGCACAAAGGCAACUGCCAUUGCGGCGCUGUGAGCUUCCGCUUUUCGCUGUCUCCGCCUCUGUCCGAAUAUCAUGUCGUUAGCUGCAACUGCUCUAUCUGCAGCAAGAAUGGAUACCUGCUCGUGUACCCCUCGCUCAAAGACUUCACCCUUGAGAGCGGCGCCGAAACAACCCGGACGCACCAGUUUGGCCGGCGUCAGGCGAAGCACGAGUUUUGUGGGACCUGCGGGAGCAGUUGUUUCAUCCGGCUGGUGGCAGAGGACGCGCCCCCAAUCAUAGCAGUAAAUGUCCGUCUGCUGGAGGACUGUGAUCUGGACAAACUAAAUUAUAAAAAGGUUGAUGGAAGGUCUUUCUGACUAAAUUAUACGUACCAGCUGCCACUCUACCAGUCAAAGUUCUAUUCACGAGAUACAGCCAGUCAGCGUCACUCGGGACACUCUACUCCUCGUCAGUAUAUGUAACCUUGUCCAUCUCAUACGAACAAGAGACAUGGGAAUGGGUAACUCGGAUAUAACUUAGGUUAUAUAGGAUGCUCUAUGUGCACUAUUCUAUCAUAGCUUUUGUCUACACGCGUCUAGGGUAUCUUUUACAACUUGACCUGAAAUCGAGGGUGUGUCCGGAUGCGUGCCCCGUACCGCC
Molecule: messenger RNA, 799 nt
Organism: Aspergillus eucalypticola CBS 122712
Lineage: Eukaryota; Fungi; Ascomycota; Eurotiomycetes; Eurotiales; Aspergillaceae
Product: GFA family protein
Exons: 2
Coding region: 124-516 (130 amino acids)
Molecular function (GO): carbon-sulfur lyase activity
Source: RefSeq, a predicted model, not a curated record